Anopheles maculipalpis is the source of this 1364-nucleotide messenger RNA. RefSeq names its product C-terminal-binding protein (gene CtBP). The record is from RefSeq and is a predicted model, not a curated record. Lineage: Eukaryota; Metazoa; Arthropoda; Insecta; Diptera; Culicidae. The transcript has 7 exons. Bases 44 to 1324 code for a protein of 426 amino acids. Gene Ontology annotation, molecular function: transcription corepressor activity; NAD binding; oxidoreductase activity, acting on the CH-OH group of donors, NAD or NADP as acceptor.
CCGGGCAGACAGAGCGAAAGAGCGGUGGUUUGGUAAGAACAAUAUGAUGCCGAAACGAUCCCGUCUGGGUGACGUCCGCGGGCCAAUUUCGAACGGACCGAUGCAAUCGCGCCCGCUGGUCGCCCUGCUCGAUGGGCGCGACUGUUCGAUCGAGAUGCCCAUACUGAAGGAUGUGGCCACGGUUGCAUUCUGCGAUGCACAGAGCACAUCAGAAAUCCAUGAAAAAGUAUUAAACGAAGCCGUCGGCGCACUGAUGUGGCACACAAUCAUUCUGACGAAGGAGGAUCUGGAAAAGUUCAAAGCCCUCCGGAUAAUCGUCCGGAUUGGCAGCGGAGUCGACAACAUUGACGUGAAGGCGGCCGGCGAGCUCGGCAUCGCCGUCUGCAAUGUGCCCGGGUACGGCGUGGAGGAGGUCGCCGACACGACCAUGUGCUUGAUACUGAACCUUUACCGGCGGACCUACUGGCUGGCGAACAUGGUGCGAGAAGGCAAGAAAUUUACCGGCCCGGAACAGGUGCGAGAUGCAGCGCAGGGAUGUGCCAGAAUACGAGGCGAUACACUCGGGUUGGUUGGACUGGGACGCAUUGGCAGUGCGGUCGCGCUGCGAGCAAAAGUAUUCGGCUUCAACGUGAGCUUCUACGAUCCGUACCUGCCGGACGGGAUCGAGAAAUCGCUCGGACUCAACCGCGUCUACACACUGCAGGAACUGCUGUUCCAUUCCGAUUGCGUCUCGCUGCACUGUACAUUAAAUGAACAUAAUCAUCACCUUAUCAAUGAGUUUACGAUUAAACAGAUGAGACCUGGUGCAUUCCUGGUAAAUACGGCACGCGGUGGUUUGGUGGAUGAUGAGGCGCUGGCCGUUGCACUGAAGCAAGGUCGAAUCCGGGCGGCAGCACUAGACGUUCAUGAGAAUGAGCCAUACAAUGUAUUUCAGGGUGCCCUGAAAGAUGCCCCCAACCUGCUCUGUACGCCACACGCUGCCUUCUACAGCGAAGCGGCCACGACGGAACUGCGCGAGAUGGCGGCAAGCGAAAUCCGACGGGCAAUCAUUGGCAAUAUACCGGAAUGUCUCCGGAACUGCGUGAACAAGGAGUACUUCCUGCGUUCGUCGACGGGCGGUGGUGCCGGCGGAUACUCAGAAGCUGGUAUAAAUGGCGGCUAUUAUUCAGGUGGAUUACAGCAAGCCCAUAGUACAACACCGCUCGAGGCACCUCACAGUGCAGGAUCGCAUGCGCCACCCAGCGGCGGCGGUCCCCCGCCACCGUCCGUUGCCGUAAUACCGCCUGUUUCCGCUGUUACAGCGCCACCACCACAAGCCUCUUAGUGCCCCAGAUCCAAGUAAUCAUCAUUCGGUUAAGCCGGAA